AUGUACAAAAGUAUCCAGCCUGCAUCUAGCUCGUUCGGCUCCCCGAACCCGGCCAGCCCUUGGCACACUCUGCGACCCCUUAUCAUAUCCUUCACGCAGACCAUGAAUCCCGCUGUCAUAACCGCCAUCGAAAGGAGUGAGAGCUGCAUCAUCUGGGACCUCAAAGCCGUUCGCCAUCUGAUGCGAGUUCUCAAGUUGUGGGCUCUCAAUAAUGUCCCAGGUCAUGUUAUCGGCGCUUUCCUCAAACUGGUAUUGUAUGGACGCGACUACCACAUAAACGAGAUGUUAACAAAGAUGGUAACGGAAGGCAAGUCAAACAUGUAUAUCGCACGUGAGGUAAUGGCUUUCUACCAAAUUUGGGAUGACAGCUAUCGCUUUCCCUUAUGGGAGACGCUUGUUGACGAUGAUGGAGCUGACGAGAACUUGAUUGCGCCUGGGCCGGCAAUCAAGCAGGGACAGGACCAGAAUGUGAGAAGCACCCUAGCAGAAGUGAAUGUUGCAAGCUCCGCCGUUGCAGCGGCGGAGCAUGCUCGUCGCGUCGCCAAACAAAUGAUUCUGACGGAAUGGCCCUUUUUUGUCUCCGACCUGGACGAUGCACAAAUAGACGAACUUGCUUACCACCUUAAGAAUGGCGAGAAGGGGACCGAUUAA
Molecule: messenger RNA, 651 nt
Organism: Penicillium arizonense
Lineage: Eukaryota; Fungi; Ascomycota; Eurotiomycetes; Eurotiales; Aspergillaceae
Exons: 1
Coding region: 1-651 (216 amino acids)
Source: RefSeq, a predicted model, not a curated record